This is a messenger RNA of Ixodes scapularis (black-legged tick), 1423 nucleotides long. RefSeq names its product venom metalloproteinase antarease-like TtrivMP_A. The record is from RefSeq and is a predicted model, not a curated record. Bases 1 to 1416 code for a protein of 471 amino acids. NCBI's taxonomy places the organism in Eukaryota, Metazoa, Arthropoda, Arachnida, Ixodida, Ixodidae. Gene Ontology annotation, molecular function: metalloendopeptidase activity. The transcript is spliced from 14 exons. Gene Ontology annotation, biological process: membrane protein ectodomain proteolysis.
AUGUACUUGACAGUGCUUCUUAUUCUCAGCGUCGCUGUUGCUCAUGCCGAUAUUGUCUACCCAGUUCUUAUCGAAAGCAGAAGCGACAGUUCCCCAGGCGCCGUUCGAGUGACGGAAGAUUUCACCCUAAACUUAAAGGAAUCCAGCAUCUUGGGAGAUACUUUGUUUUUCACUGACACUUUGAAUGGGGAAGUGACACACGAGUUGAUGGAUACCACAUACCUACGUAAUAUCGUUUAUGAAAAUUCGGAACACGCCGCUUCUUUAACAGUUACUAAAACACCCACGGGAAUUGAAAUGGAAGGUUACCUUAAUUUUACGCACGGAAUUAAGCCCUUGCCAAUAAAUGACAGAUCCGGAAGAAUUCCCCACAACAUAUUUCCCCUUCCCAAGCUUGAGGAAACGAUUAACUUUGAUCUUCCAAUAGAAGAACCUUUGGAUGAAAGCCCACAGCCACGUGAUGAUGCAAAGCUUCCUGACGUGUGGCGACCUGAAAUGUACAUCAUGUUUGACAGCUCAAUAAAUGAAUACCUGAGGGGCAUAAAAAGACUGCAAGUACUCUACAUAAUAAGGCUAAUGAACAUUGUCAAUGCAAUAUUCAAAAAGAACAAGACACCCCGUAUAGAUCUCCAGCUUGUAGGAAUUUACCGGUUCCAAACAAGACAAGAUGAGCCUUUUAUUGUGGAGGAAGACGGAUUGGUCGAGGGACAUGAAUCCUUGAAGGCCUUCGGUGAAUUCACGAAAAAUGCUUCCUUUGCAAGACGUGCUGAUUUCUACUUCCUUCUGGUUGGGCGUCGCCUAGGGAAACGGAACAAGACUACUAAGAAAAUAUCUGCAAAUAUUCUUGGUUGCGCCUAUUCCGGAAGGAUCUGCUGUGAAGGCCUAAAUGUGGGAAUGGCUGUGCAAAUUCCUCUUCUUUACGCUUCAUUCGAAACAAUCGCCCACGAAAUUGGACAUGUGCUUGGAAGCACGGAUGAUGGCAAUGGUCCGGUUCAAGGUAUAGAGGGUCAUCCAGGCGCUGAAACCUGUAAGAAAACGCAGACAUAUAUGAUGGGAAGGGCGAAGGGACCGCCUUACGAGUUUUCCAAUUGCAGCGAAGAGGAAAUGACAUUCAUAUUGAGGUUACGCGGAGAGCAAUGCUGGAAAAUGGAAUCCGACUAUGACCUUUUUAAUGUCACUAAGGAGGUAGCGGGCUCAAAAAUAACAGCGGAUAAAUACUGCUACCGUAUUAAUCCGGAGCUGUACAAUUCUGCCACUAUAGAGGAGUGCGUCAUAAAGUGCAGGAACAAAAAUAGUCAGCGGCCCAAAACCUACCCUGCCCCGUUUGGCUACCCUUGCGGAAAUGGAAAGCGAUGCUGGUUUGGAAAAUGUGAAGACAUAACUAACAUAACACAAAGUGACAAAUGUGCGAAGUAAAGAAGAC